Astyanax mexicanus (Mexican tetra) is the source of this 2024-nucleotide messenger RNA. RefSeq names its product RAB3C, member RAS oncogene family (gene rab3c). Bases 203 to 874 code for a protein of 223 amino acids. Gene Ontology annotation, cellular component: endosome; synaptic vesicle; plasma membrane. NCBI's taxonomy places the organism in Eukaryota, Metazoa, Chordata, Actinopteri, Characiformes, Acestrorhamphidae. Gene Ontology annotation, biological process: protein localization to plasma membrane; regulation of exocytosis; protein secretion. Gene Ontology annotation, molecular function: GTP binding; GTPase activity. The record is from RefSeq and is a predicted model, not a curated record. The transcript is spliced from 5 exons.
CUUCAAUGAGACCAAAACGUUCAGCCCGCCCCCUUCUGGACAAACGAGGCACUGCCAUUGAUCAACAGGAUGAAUGGGAGAGAAGGGAGGAGAGUGAGGAAAUGACGUCAGAAGCAUCAUCAGCAUCCAUCUCCAGCAAAAGCAGCGAAUUCACAGCUUUGAUCUCCCGACAGAUCCUGACUCUGAUUCUGGAGCUCUAGAGAUGGAUUUAUAUGGAAAGAUGGCUGCCACUCAGGAUGGGAAACAGGAAACCUCAGAACCGAACUUCGACUACAUGUUUAAGCUGCUGAUAAUUGGGAACAGCAGUGUGGGUAAAACCUCCCUCCUGUUCCGAUUCGCUGACGACGCUUUCACUCCCGCCUUCGUCAGCACCGUCGGCAUCGACUUCAAAAUCAAAACUCUUUACAAAAACAACAAGAGGAUCAAAUUGCAGAUCUGGGACACAGCGGGUCAGGAACGGUACCGGACCAUCACCACCGCGUACUACAGAGGAGCGAUGGGCUUCAUCCUCAUGUACGACAUCACCAACGAGGAGUCCUUCGCCGCUGUGCAGGACUGGUCGACUCAGAUUAAAACAUAUUCGUGGGAAAAUGCUCAGGUGAUUCUGGUGGGAAACAAAUGUGACAUGGAGGAGGAGCGAAUCGUAUCUGUGGACAGCGGACGACUCCUGGCAGAACAACUGGGGUUUGAGUUCUAUGAAACGAGUGCCAAGGACAACAUCAACAUCACGCAGACCUUCCAACGUUUGGUGGAUAUUAUCUGUGAUAAAAUGCCUGACACCCUUGAUUCUGACCCGGCCGGACCCACAGGCUCAGCCACAACCAAACUGACAGACCAGCCAGCGCCGCCCCCGCAGUCCGACUGCAGCUGCUAGCUCCUCCCACAUAGGCUGUGUGAGAGUGUAUAGCUUUAAGUGUGUGUGUGUGUGUGUAAGUGGCUCCCAUGCUGUUGCCAAGCUCCUGUAUUUGAAGAGCCCCACCCACACUGAGUGUCGACUGUUAGGAAAGAUUUUUCCACCUAGAGACUAAACCUAAACCUAAAGCUAAACCUAGACUUACACAGCAGAUAAAAGUUGCCCAAAUUCGAGUUUGUUCACAACAUCUAAUUUAAUGUGAUCUAUAUCCGCCAUUGGUCUGAACAGUUCACAUUCCUAAACUGAUGUUUAUUAAAGAGCAGGACUUCACAUUAAGUUUCAGUUUACCUGCUGUGUGAACGCAGUCGAAGCAGCUGACUGUAGGGUGAGGGGAAGGUGUGCCAAAAUAUCAGCAAGAGAUUAUAUUGUUUGAUUAAAGGCAUUAAAGCACUGGACAGUCCUGAUCUCCUGCAGUGAGAUUAAACUGGUUCCAGAUCUUCUGAACUCUGCAAUAUUCUGAAUGCGUUGUUUUAGAGAAGAAGCCAUGAGCUGAAAUCAGCUGAACUUUAAUCUUGCUUGUCUCAGGGUAAUUCAGUGUGUGUUUGCGUGUCUAUUAGGGGUGUAAUGGUAUAUAAAGGUCUCAGUUCCUUACAACUAUAAGAUCAUUUAAUUUUAGCUAAUCGUUCUGCAAGUUGCUCUAGUGCUGAAUAGUUGUUUUCAGAAUGUGAUGGACACAUUAAAAUGAGAGAGAUAUUUUGGUUAUUGGACACAUCAGACACAUUGUAAUUCUAAUACACUGCUUCCUUUGUAGAGAGUAAAUUUUAGAUACUGCUGAAUAAAGUAUUACCGUUAUACCGCCCAAUCCUCGUCUGAUCUGCCGGGAUUUACUCAGUGUAAAUAAGAAUAUCAGAGAAAGUAGAAGGAGGAGGAGCCUAUACAGUUACCAGAACAACACUAUUAAACCACUACCGUCACACUUCGACCACAUACCGUUACACCCCCAGUGUGUAUUUCUCUCUGUGUAGAAUUAAUAAGCCUUUGUUACUUAAUAAUCCAGUGCUGUAUUGUCUCUGCUUUAUUAUUAUUUGUUUAUUUAUUAUUUAUUAAAAGUAUGCUGUAUGAAUUUUAAAGUUAUGAAACAGGAAUAAAUGUGGCCUUGAAACCUGGAAAA